Molecule: messenger RNA, 1773 nt
Organism: Python bivittatus (Burmese python)
Lineage: Eukaryota; Metazoa; Chordata; Lepidosauria; Squamata; Pythonidae
Source: RefSeq, a predicted model, not a curated record
AUGGAGAGGUUUGUAGUGUUGGCAAUCCUGCUGCUGCUGCUUCCUAACACGGUGGGCAAAGCAGGUUCCAUUCAAUGCACCAAAAGUGAACCUCAGCGUGUCCUGCAUGAGUGGUACAAGCCAGGUGACAUCUUUAUUGGUGGAGUUACAUCUCACAUCAUUCUUGUUUUAUCUCAGUUAAGUUUUACAGAACUUCCUUCUCAAGAGUGGUUAUACGCUCCAAUAUUGAUCACAAAAUUCAUCCAGCAUAUCCUAGCCUUGGCCUUCGCUAUUGAUGAGAUCAAUGAAAAUCCCAAGAUCUUGCCCAAUGUUACUCUUGGCUUCCACAUCCAUGACAGCUACUUUGAUUCCAAGGCAACCUACGGUGCCACUUUGGACCUGCUCUUCAGAUCACAUCAGUUUCUUCCCAACUACAAGUGUGGAAGCCAAGCAAAGUUCAUAGGUGUUAUUGGUGGACUUAGUGCUGAUACUUCCACAUGUAUGGCAGAAAUCUUAGGCCUUUACAAGGUUCCCCAGCUCCAUUCAUUUCUUCAAAAAAUCUCUUUCAACAACAGUGCUGGAGAUGAAGUGACUUUGAAUGAACAUGGAGAAGUUAUACAUGGAUUUGAUCUUAUCAACUUGAUCACUUUUCCAAAUGACUCCUACACCAGAGUGAAAGUGGGAAGAUUGGAUCCUAAAACACUUCUGGAGAAAGAAUUAAUGGUGACUGAGGAAAGAAUCCAGUGGCAUGGAGAUUUCACUCAGGUACCCCCUACUUCUCUGUGCAAUGAUCCCUGCCAGCCUGGUUUUCAGAAGAUCAAGAAGGAGACUGAGCCAUUCUGCUGCUAUGAUUGUCUUCAGUGUGAAGAAGGAAAGAUUUCCAAUCUGAUGGAUAUGGAUGACUGCAUCAAAUGCCCAGAAGAUCACUAUCCAAAUGAUGGAGAAAAUGGGUGCAUUCCUAAAGUUAUACAUUUUCUCUCCUAUAAAGAACCUUUGGGGAUCACGUUGGCUUCCUUUGCUAUCACCCUUUCAUUGACUACGUCAUUUGUGCUAGGAGUUUUUAUUAAGCACCAGCAUACACCCAUCGUCAAAGCCAACAACCAGAGUCUCAGCUACAGUCUGCUUACAUCUCUCAUUCUCUCCUUCCUUUGUGCAUUCUUCUUCUUUGACCGGCCCAUAGAGAUGACUUGUCUUCUUCGACAAACAUCCUUUGGUAUCAUCUUCUCAGUGGCAAUUUCAUGUAUAUUAGCAAAAACCAUCACGGUGAUCCUGGCUUUCUUGGCCAUCCAGCCACAUUCCAAAAUGAGUAAGUGGGUGGGAAGAAGAUUGCCAAUUUUUAUUGUUCUUUCCUGUUCCCUUGUUCAAGCAGGCAUUUUGGCCUUCUGGCUAGGAUCCUCACCACCAUUCCCAGAUGUUGACAUGCACACAUUAGAGAGAGAGAUAGUCCUAGUGUGUAAUGAAGGUUCAACUAAAAUGUUCUAUUGUGUUCUAGGUUAUAUGGGCUUCCUUUCCAUUGUAUCUUUCUUUGUGGCCUUUUUAGCCAAAAAUUUACCUGACAGUUUCAAUGAAGCCAGGUUCAUCACCUUUAGCAUGUUGGUCUUCUGCAGUGUCUGGCUGUCCUUUGUUCCAACCUACAUGAGUACCAAAGGAAAAUACAUGGUAAUUGUGGAGAUCUUCUCUAUCUUGACCUCCAGCACUGGCUUGCUAAGCUGUAUCUUUUUCCCCAAAUGCUAUGUGAUUUUACUGAGACCUGAUCUGAAUAGAAGGGAGCAUCUGAUAAAGAAAAAGAAAUAA